Lineus longissimus is the source of this 1695-nucleotide messenger RNA. RefSeq lists its product as uncharacterized. The record is from RefSeq and is a predicted model, not a curated record. Gene Ontology annotation, cellular component: nucleus. NCBI's taxonomy places the organism in Eukaryota, Metazoa, Nemertea, Pilidiophora, Heteronemertea, Lineidae. Gene Ontology annotation, biological process: regulation of gene expression. The transcript has 5 exons. Bases 367 to 1137 code for a protein of 256 amino acids.
CUAUUCAGAAAUGUACAGGUUUGUGUGAGAGUAAGGUACUGCCAAGUCUACAGACGCUGGAACAGGGGUAUGCUUGAAAUGACGACGCGUCAUUUUUGGAGGCAGGGAGGCCUGGCCUCCGCACCGGCUAGUGAGACCAUAGGCAGCCAGGUCCCUACUGUAAAAUCACCAAGGAGCCGUCUGAACCUUUUGGCAUCACCAGUGGGACCGGAGCCUGGUGUAUUAUCCGUAGGCCUACCAUCCUCGGUAUUGGGGCGAGGUUGUGAGCAGUUAACAGUCCGUAUAUUCAUACACUAGCCGUUAAAAGGUGACAGAGGUGAAUUACCAUACUUCGCCUCGGCAUCGCGGAGAGUGGCAGCGACCAAAAUGGCUGCUGAAAAUAAUUCUUCUGAAUAUUUGCAAGAGAUUCUUGAUGGAAUCACGCGUCAGAGUGGCUAUCAAAAGAAAUAUUUCACACUGAGACAGAAAUGUGAACAAAUACACCAGGCAAAUGAGAAACUGGUGAAUCGCCUUUACUAUGCGAAGUUGAUGCUGAAGCUCUAUAAGAAGGAGAGACGCUAUCUCAUGGGGAAGCUCGAUGAUAUUGGAGACAAUUUCAGGGAUGUCCAGGUGCCCGUCAUGUGGGAGGAAGGGCCAUCGAUUGAAGAACUCCUCGGACAACCUCUCCUUGACUUGGCGACUGGGUCGUGUAUCGGAGUACACAGCGAGAAUCAACAUUCUGACGGUCAGACCGACGAGGGUGCUACAGCCUCUGCUACACCCAUGUCACCAAAAAAGACUAAAUUUGAAAUAAAAUACGAAAAAGAAUUGGGUUUAUUGACACCUGUGUUGCCACGGAAACCAGUGCAUGUGUUUGUAAUGUUCUCUGAUCAACAUAAAGAUGCGAUUCGAGUGGAGUAUAAGGAUGAACAUGGCACUGACAUUGACCAACAUGAGCUGAGUCGCAUUCUGGCUGAGAAGUGGAAUUCUUUGAGCAUGGAGGAAAAAGCUAUUUACCAAGAAAUGUAUGAAAAAGAGAAAUUACGUUACGAGAGACGACUUCGAGAAUAUGAACUUUUAAAGGGGGACGAUCCUACGCUGUUGUCUUCAGCUUGUUCCGUAAAAAAAGAAAUUAAAAAGGAAGUCAUGGAUUCCUGAAGAAAUCGUAGCCUCAAAAAGAUACAUUACUGAACUCUGUUCUUAUGGUUGGGGCAUUGGUGAGGUGACAUGCUCGUCUCCGCAGAAACGGACGUCGUGCCAGAACUAUCUCUGAUCUCGCAUGUGCAGGUUUCAUUUUACUGGCCUUGCUGAUGAAAGUAUUGUGAUGAGAAUUAGUGAUUGACUGAGGUGUGUGCACGGGAAAUCUUCUUCAUAGACAGAGAAUACCCAGGCUUAUCAUGACUGCCUCCAAGGAUAUGAGACUGGUUACAAAAACAUGUAGAAAGAGUUAUCCUUUACAAACAAGAGGGAAGAUUUCGUGGACUUCCCAGUUGGUUGAUCAUGGGUGAGACACCAGUCUGGUAACCAACAUUUUUGAUCAGACUGAUGUAAAGUUGCAUUUUGUUCAGGCAUUUGGAUUGAUCUGCAUUUCAAGGAGUUGCCAUUUUAGUUUUUGAUGAUGUUCAAUCAUGUCACUUGACACUACUGCAUAUUUAUACAAUAUUUAUUGUAACCGGAUUGUUGAGAAAUGUUGGAACUUUCCUACCAAUUAAAAUG